UGUCGUACUAAUCCGAUAAGUGAUGUCAUGUCCAGUGCGCGCCAAAACCUAACAACAAUUACUUCAGCUUUUUGUGUUUAUAUUAAUUUACUGUUUUUAAUUGUUCUUCAUUAAUUUUUUUCUGUUUUAUUUGCUUAUUUUUUUGAUUAAAUAGUUUCGUCUGGAAGAUGUAAAGCUUGCUUAUAAGAAAAAUUUUAUAAAUAUUUGCACAAUAUAUCCUCUUAGCACUGUUGAAAAUGCCUUUACAGGACGAUCAAAAAGGUUCUACACCAUUUAAAAAUGUAGACAUCAAGACAUUAUUCUUAGCCGCUAGUAACAGAAAACGGAAAGCUUCUUCACCUAUACCUCCCCCAACUGAAGCUAAAAAUGUUAAAGUAUGUGAUAAAGAUAGUGAUGAGGAUAUUCAAGUUCUUGAUGCAUCAAUAAAUUCUGAUGUAUCUGCGAGUGACUGCAAGGAGAAUCAAGAUGUGAACACUUUAAAAAGUGAACAAGUUGCUUCUCUUAAUAACGCUAAUGUGAUUAUUGAUAAUGAAUUGAAAUCAGUUGGAAGUGACGAGCAUAUAUCUGGCGAAGAUGAUUCAUCAAAAACAAGUUCAGAUGAUUUAAAUUCGUCACUGUUGAAUAGUUCAAUUAAUGCCUUGAACACCAGUGGUUUAUCUGAAGCAAACCAAAGUAUCGUUGAAAAAAAUGGUUCUGCAAAAGUAGAUGAAGCUGCUUCAGAACUUAAGCCUGGAGAUGCAAAUGAACAAGAAAAGAAAAUUAACACUAAAAAAAGAAAAAGAAUGACCCCUGAAGAAGCCAAAGUGAAAGCUGAAGAGAGAGAAAAGAAGCAACAAGAAAUACUCCUUAAAAAACAGGAACGUGAGCGUGAAUUGCAACAGCGCAAACUUCAAAAGGAAAUGGAGAAAAAAGCUAAGGAAGAGGAAAGGAAAGAAAAAGAAAGACUAAGACUUGAAAAGAAAGAACAAGAGGAGAAAGAAAAACAACUAAAACAAGAAGAAAGGGAGGCUCAAAAACGAAUGCGCCAAUCAAUGUUAGAGGCUAAGCUUGAAAAGAAAAAACAAAUGGAAGAAAUAAAACUGAAGCAGGUAGAAGAACGCAAAAAAGCUGAAGAAGAAAAAAAGAAAGCUGAACUUGAAAAAGAACAAAAAGAAAAAGAAAAGAAAGAAAAAGCAAAAGCUGCUUUUGUAAAAUUUUUUGUCAAAGAAAAUGUUUCUCCCCCUCCUGUACAAAGGCCUGUUGAGCAGGAUAGUAUCUUCAAGCCUUUUCAGAUUUCUGAAGAUAUGACACUUGCUCCUGUAAUACCAUCAGUUUCUCAAGAAAGAUUUAAUCGCGAAGUAUUUGACACUGCUGUGAUUUCACAGAGUGGUACCCACUUAUAUCUUCAGCAUUUAAAAAGUGGUUCUUAUCACGAUGUACAAUGUAGGAAGAGAAAGAGGAAAUCUAAGCAAUGUGAAACUGAAGUAAUUGUUAUUGAAACUGACGAAAUUGAACUUAAUCUGACUCCUAAGUUAAUACAAUUUCAUGAAAAUGUUCGACCACCAUAUUGGGGUACUUGGCGAAAAAAAAGCAGAGCAAUACGGCCACGCAAUCCAUUUGGGCAAGAUGACAUUUUCGAUUACGAUGUGGAUAGUGAUGAUGAGUGGGAGCAGGAAGAACCUGGUGAAAGUCUUUCAGGAACAGAGCAAGAAGAUGAAGGGGAGGAUGUUGACAAUUAUGAAGAAGAUGAGUUUACUGUACCCCAUGGAUAUCUUUCAGCUGAAGAAGAAAAAGAUGAUGAAGAAACUGAGGUUGAUAAUGAUCCAGAGAACAGGAAAAAACUACUUACAGAAAAACUUAGAGAAUUUGAAAUGGAGCGAAAGAAGAAAACCACUCAAUUAAAGCCAAUUAUUUUAGGUUGCUACAUUGAAAAUGAUCUGUCAAAACCUAUGAAUAGUCAAUUGCUUACUGCAUUAGAACCAUACUCUGCUGUUUUUCUGAUAGAUACUCCAAUUCCGACAUCUUUCACCGUAAAGAAGACGCAAAAUGAAUCUAAACCUAGCUCAAAUGCUUCUAGUCCAACCUCUGCAGGCAAUGCAGCAAAAUCUAAAAAAGCAAAUGUGCCUGAUGAGGCAAUGCCAUACUUAAUUCGUCUAGCUCAUGGUAAUCACCAUAGUUUAGCUUUCCUGAUUGCAGAGUUUAAGAAAUUUUGGCAUCAACAUUCCCUAUCUCAAGAGCAAUCUGAAAAACCAGAAACAAAAGUUGAAGGGAGCAGCUCAACUUCUGUUCCCGAUUCUCCUUCCUCAGACUCAUUUAUAUCUAAGCGUCAACUAACUGCAACUUUGAGACAAAUUGCCACAAAGCGUUCAGUGGACACUAUAAAGAAACCGGUUUGGUGUGUACACGAAGAUGUUCGUGAAAAAUAUGGCUUAUCGGAUUUACCAAUCACAAAUGCAUGGACUUAUCUGACAAUUGAUGUUAAAGAUGAUGUAGAUACAUCUUCCACUACAAAACCUGUUAAUUCUAAAUUUUCAAUUAAGGAAUUUUUAGCAUAAUUCAUUAUUAAAGAAAUAUUUAUUUUGAAUAUUAUAUACUCAAAAGUAUUAAUAUUUUAUUGACUGAAAUGAAAUUCACAUUAUUCAUGUUUGUUGAUUUUUUGUGUAUCAUUUUGGUGUGUGGUCUUUGCUGUACAGUGCAGUAAAUAAUAAGGCAGAAAAUUUUAAUUACUUUAGGUCUAGUGACUAGAUUUUUAAAUGAUCAUUUUUGAUGCUCUCUUAAUUUAAUGGUGGGAGGGUCUAAAUUUUAAUAUGAUAAUGAAUUUUUAUGAGUUGCAUAUUGCGGCACACAAAUGUAGUUUUUCUGAAUAAAUUUUUUUUUUCAAUGCCUUGGAGGGGUUAACCUGUGAAAUAUGAUUAGGAAAAAAAACCUUUCAAUAUCAGUUUAACUUUUAUUAGCAUAUUUUGCAAUUUGUCUGAAAUUAUGGAGACAGAGAUAUUGCACAGAGUUGAAAAACUUGUUUAAUCAAAGAUAAAUCCAUGAAAAACAUUAUUUUUAAGAUUAUUUAGUUUAAUUUAAUAUCACUGGAAAAAAUUUUAAAUUGUAAGGUUCACUAAUUUUUAUCAAAUUUUAAAAUUUGAUUGUCAAAAUGCAAAUUUUGCUGAAUAGUUUUCGAGCAAUGAAAAGGAAAUUUUAAACAAGUAAUACUUUAUUUUUCUAUUACUCAAAAAAUAUUUGUCUUAUUCUAUUUAAAUUUCAAAUGUUGACAUUUAAAAUUAUAAAACCAUAAUUUGGAAUGUUCAAAAAUUUUUGUACUGUUAAAAUUUUUUUGACUUUUAGUAAAUUCUGUGUAAUAUAUAGCAUUUAACUUCUAUGCUUAUUGAAAUUUUUUUUUUAUUAAGUAGUAGUAAAAUAAUAGGGAAUGGUAUAUUUUUUCAUAGAAAGCACAUUUCUGUGUGUCUGACUUUAUAACUUAUUUCGUCUGCUCAAAUUGUUUUGCAUAUUUAAGAUUAACCUUUUGAAUUGUUAAGUUUGCUUUUUAAUACAAACAAUCUGAUCAGUAGAUCAAAAGUUAUUAAGAUGUUUCAAAAGCUGUUUUAUUUUUAUUUAAAAUCUUAUUCAAUAGCAGUAAAGUUUAAAUGUACGGUUUGCAAAAAAAAAGAAAGAAAAAAAAGAGGAAUGCUCUUUAAAAUUUUUUGAUUGAAUUAUCCAAUUUUUAUGUACAAGGACUCAAUUUCAAUGGUUCAUAGUGGUGACCUCAAAUAUGCUAAUUAGUUCAGGCGAUAUUUUAAGUUAGAAAUUGAACACAUAAGGGUACUUAAUAACAUAUGUUAUUAAUAACUUAAUAACAUAAAAGGGUACUGAAUAAACACCUCUUUUUGUUGAUGAAUUCCCCUCAAAAUAAUAGGAGUUAAGUCAAAAGUCAGAUAUUUAAAGGUUUUCUCAACUAGUCUACCAAAUUAAUUAAUUUUUUUUUAUUUUGCCUCAUAAAAUUAAUUUUUUUUAAAAAAUUAUCUAAAUAUUUGUAUGUUUUACAUUUUAAAAUUUUUACAAGUGUUAUUAAAUAAGAUAAUAUAUAAUUAUUUUUUGCAUGGAAUUAUCUUUGGAUUAACCAAUAUUACAAAUGUGUGCAAAGCUUAAAAAGUUCUAGAGCUGUUGCGACAAAAAGUAAAAUUAACAUUAAAGGCUCUAGAUUUUUGACUGCUCUCCUAACCAAACUAUUAGGGCCAUAUUUCCCAGAAUGUGGCUACCUCCUAUAUUUUGAGGGUCAGAAAUCCGGUAAAAAAGGUAUGUUUAUUCAACAAAAUAAUUUUUUUGUGUCUGAUUUCUUAAUUCACAAUAACUCUUGCUUUAAUUAACAUAUCUGAAGUUAUCUCCUCGAAUUUGAGUUCGAGUCCGUAAAAAUCCUUUCUUUAUAUCAACAGCUAUUUAGGGUGAUUCAGUGUUUUUUUGCGCACUGUACCUCUUUUAGUUCUUUGUAUUUACUUUCAUGAAAAAUGAGUUAAAAUAUUUGAGUUGAUUGUCUAAUAGAUGUUUUUACUUGAAUAAAGUUAUUGUUUAAUGUAAUAGGUCUUGAAACUUUGGAUAAAUGUAUAAAAUCAAAAUAAUAAAUGUGUCAUUGUGUGUAUUUCAUGCUCUCGUGCCUUUAUUUCAUUUUUCUACUCUUUAUUUUUGAUAAUAUUGAUAUCCUUUGCUUAAUCAUCAUCUUUAUACUGUAUAAAUUUUUCAAAUAUGUAUUUUAAGCAAUUUUUAGAAAGUUUUAAAUUCUCCCAUACACAGUUUAAUUUUCUAUAUUUAUUAAACACAUUGAUAAUUGAAGUUUUAAACAUGUAAAAAUGUAACAAAUAAUAAUUCUAUUUUCUAUGUUUGUAUAUAUUGAGCAGUUAUUGUUUGCCAAAUUAAAUGAAAAUGUUUAACUUUGAGCGUUAUAUUUUUAUAUGUAGUUAUUUUUGUAAAUGAAACAUAUAAUUAUAAUGUUUGAGCAUUUUUACUUCAUUUUAUACUAUGUUUAAUGUGAAUUGUAAUUUUAAAAGCUAUUUAUGAAGGCCAUUUUCUCAAAUUUCAUCAAGUGUUUACAACAUUAUACCGAUUUUUUAUUGAUGCUGUACUAGUGGUUCUUCCUAAUUAAGCUAGUAAUGAACAAAUAUCUCAUUUGUAACAAUAAAACUUACCACAACUAAGUUUUUUUUCCCGAGCAAAAUGUUGAAUUGAUAGUUCAAUCGGUCUGGUGUUACGAGAAAAAGAUAUUUCAACUGCUUUUUUUUUUUGUUUCAAACCCAUUCUUUGGUUCAUGUAUCUGGCAUAAUAUUUUAUUUUGUUUGCUUAAUUUACUUUUAAUAUAUACUAUUUAUAAGUAUAAUGGUUAUUUGUUUCGAAUUAUUCUUAGUUUUUAAUUAGGUUUUUAUACUGGUUUCAAUGAUUUAAUAUAGGUAUUUCGUAAUGGAACAGUUAAUAGUUUUUCAAAUGCAGACAACACCAAUUUUGCUAUCAAAUUGAGUAGAAAUGUUGAAGUUGCUGAGCAGAAAUUAGAAUUGAAAUGUUUCAUUGCUUUUUGACACUUCUUGCUAGAUCUGAUCCUUAUUAAUAAACUCAGUUUCUUCAAAUAUUAAUCACAUUGAUUAUUUUAUAUUUUAGCAACUGCAACCACUGGAAAAGGGCUAAGACAUUUUUGCUUUCUUAUCGCCGGGUGGCCAUUGAACAGGGAAAAUUCAGGUGAUUUUUAUCCAUCUGAAAAAAAAUCAGAAAAUUUAAGUAAAAUGACCAAAAAUCAAGGAAAAAGAACGAAAAGUAGUUUUUUUAAAAAAAAUCCAGUAUUUUUUCAAGAAAAAAAAAGUUCUGAUUCUGAAAGAUAUUUUCUGAUGCUCAAUUUUGAAUCUUAUUUAUAACCACAACUAGUUAUAUACCAAAUGUUUAUUUCCCCUUACUCAAGUAUUUAUAUUAUGUUUAUAAAAUUAUGUUAAAAUUUCAUAAUUUAAAAAAAAAAUUUUUUUAAACAAAAAUAUUAUAUAUUGCACUCUUUUUGCAAAAAUUUUUGUUUUUAAUGCUUCCAUUAUAUAUUUUUGCUGAUCUUCUUGAAUCUUUUAAAGUAUUUGUUUUAGUUUAUUCUUGGUAAUAAUUUUUUUAUAUUUUUCAUUUAAUUUUAUGGACAUGAAUAAGUUAAAUUGGAAAAUUAAUAAUAACUGUUCCAUCAAUUCCAAAAAUCAGAAAAGUUUGAUAAAAUCUGUCUGGAAAAGUCAGAGAAUAUUUUUCUGUUUGUGUUAUGGCCACCCUGUUAUUUGUUUGGUUGUAUUAAUUUGUGAAGCUAUUCAUAAUCUUUGUUUGUGUUAUAGGUUUUUUCAAGUAAUGUUUGUAUUUAAAUAUUUAAUGGCAAUUAUAAUAGACAUACAUCUGUUCACAAGUGGUUAUUAUUAUUAUUUUUUAUCGUUGAGCAACUUUGUUUUGUUUCUCACAGUACUUUGUUAAAAGUUAAGGAAUACUAUCAAAUGUCCAAAACUGAUUGUAAAGUUUAAAAAUGUUUUUAAAUUUUAAAGCUACCAUUUUAUUACAGGGGACUGUAUAAAAAUCAUUAAAAAUUAAUAUCUGCUUCCCAUUUACUUUCUAUUUUAUUUUGCUUUUUACUAUCUUUCUCCAAAUUAUUAAUGAUUGUCAACCUUGUUUUUUAACACUUUAAAUGCUGUAUUGUAUACAUGUAAAAAUGUUUUGUUUGUGAUAAAAUUAAUAGUAAAUUACUUUGUAUGUAUCAAUUAAAUAUUUAGUUUGUUAUUUUGCAAUUACACUGUACCAUAUUUUAUUCAUUUCAUUUGAUUUAGCAGUUUUUCAUAUAAAAGCUUUAGAUGCAUUUGCUGUAUAUUAACUUCUUGAACUGCAGGUCACAACCAUGAAUGGGAUCAAUUAUAUUUGAAGAAGUAAAUUGUAUUGUAACCUCUCUCUAUACAUGUAAUAUUUAAUAUUAUAAUCUGUCUAAACAUAGGAUUAUGCAACACCUGUCCAUAUUAAAAUAUUUGCCUUGAUUGAAAAAAAAAAA
Molecule: messenger RNA, 7000 nt
Organism: Parasteatoda tepidariorum (common house spider)
Lineage: Eukaryota; Metazoa; Arthropoda; Arachnida; Araneae; Theridiidae
Biological process (GO): nucleosome assembly
Cellular component (GO): nucleus; CAF-1 complex
Source: RefSeq, a predicted model, not a curated record